This is a messenger RNA of Sapajus apella (tufted capuchin), 3629 nucleotides long. It is a transcript of the gene ODAD2, whose product is annotated as armadillo repeat containing 4. NCBI's taxonomy places the organism in Eukaryota, Metazoa, Chordata, Mammalia, Primates, Cebidae. The record is from RefSeq and is a predicted model, not a curated record. The transcript has 20 exons. Gene Ontology annotation, molecular function: protein binding. Bases 147 to 3284 code for a protein of 1045 amino acids.
AGGCCUCCGCCAAGGGCGCAACCGCGCGCAGCCGCCGGGCGCGAGGUGUUGACCGGCGUCCUAGCAACAGGCGGGCGCCGACCGCGGCACGGCAGGGCGCUGGCUGCAGUGGUUGUGCUAAGCAGGUCUGAGCACUGGCGGGUCCCAUGGGUGUGGCUCUGGCGAAAUUGGCGCAGUGGACUGCUGCUGGACAUGGAGCUGGAACCCUGGAAAUCACCCCUCUAAAUGAAGCGAUAUUGAAAGAAGUUAUUACGUUUGUGGAGAGUUUUAUCUAUAAAUAUCCACAAGAGGCAAAAUUUGUUUUUGUGGAACCACUUGAGUGGAACACAAGUUUGGAACCUUCAGAAUUUGAAUCAGGUUAUGUUGUCAGUGAAACAACAGUCAUAUCAGAAGAAGUUGACAAAAAUGGACAGCCUUUGCUAUUUCUCUCUGUACCACAAAUUAAAAUUAGGAGCUUUGGGCAGCUGUCACGCUUGUUAUUUAUUGCCAAAACUGCGAAGCUGAAGGAAGCACAAGCGUGUGUUGAAGCUAACAGAGACCCCAUAGUAAAAAUCCUGGGCUCCGAUUAUAAUGCAAUGAAAGAAGACUCAAUUGCAUUAAGUAUUCUUGAUAAAAUUACCAGAGAUGAUGAUCCUGAAAGUGAAAUUAAGAAGAAGAUUGCUAUGCUGCUUAAGCAAUUGGAUCAGCACCUCCUCAAUCAUUCUCUAAAACAUAUUUCGUUAGAAAUAAGUUUAAAUCCCAUGACAGUGAAGAAGGAUAUAGAACUGCUCAAACGUUUCUCGGGAAAAGGAGACCAAACAGUCUUGGAAUCUAUUGAAUAUACUUCAGAUUAUGAAUUUUCAAAUGGAUGUCGAGCCCCACCUUGGAGACAAAUUCAUGGGGAAAUUUGUUAUGUGCUGGUGAAACCUCACGAUAGUGAGACUCUGUGCAUUACUUGCAGUGCAGGAGGAGUAUUUUUAAAUGGUGGCAAAACAGAUGAUGAAGAGGACAUUAAUUAUGAGAGAAAAGGUUCCAUUUAUAAAGAUCUUGUCACAUUUUUAAGAGAAAAAUCACCACAAUUUUUAGAAAAUAUGUCUAAACAAGGGAUUAGCUUCAAUGAAGAACAGCAAAAGGAAAAGGAUCCACUUGGCGAAGCCCCGAAGAAGGAAGAAGCAGCUGCCCUCCGCAAAGACAUUUCUGGGUCAGACAAGAGGUCACUGGAGAAGAACCAAAUUAAUUUCGGGAGGAAUCAAAUGACCAAGAGAUUAGAACCAAGCUUAAACUGGAAGACCACUGUUAAUUACAAACAGAGCAAAGGCUCAGUGAAAGAAAUCCAAGAGGACAAACACACAGGAAAAUUUGAAAAAACAAGACCAUCUAUUUCACUCGCAAGAACGCAAUUACUUCGAAAGAGUGCUGAAAAGAUUGAGGAAAUCAUUAGUGACAGCUCCUCAGAAAGUGAGGAAGAUGAAGAACCAACUGACCAUCGUCAGGAAGCAAAUGCAGAUUUGCCAUCAGAAUAUUGGCAAAUUCAGAAGCUGGUGAAAUAUUUAAAGGGAGGAAAUCAGACAGCUACAGUGAUUGCGUUGUGUUCAAUGAGGGAUUUCAACUUAGCUCAAGAAACCUGCCAGUUGGCCAUCAGAGAUGUUGGAGGCCUGGAAGUGCUGAUAAAUUUGCUUGAAACUGAUGAAGUCAAAUGUAAAAUUGGUUCAUUAAAAAUACUGAAGGAAAUCAGUCAUAAUCCGCAAAUCAGACGUAAUAUUGUUGACCUUGGGGGCUUACCAAUUAUGGUGAAUAUACUUGAUUCUCCACACAAGAGUCUGAAGUGUUUGGCAGCUGAGACCAUCGCGAAUGUCGCCAAGUUUAAAAGAGCACGGCGGGUGGUGAGGCAGUACGGGGGGAUCACCAAACUGGUUACUCUACUAGACUGUGCACACGAUUCCACAGAACCCGCCCAGCUGAGCCUGUAUGAGGCCAGAGAUGUGGAAGUGGCUCGCUGCGGGGCACUGGCCCUGUGGAGCUGCAGCAAGAGUCAUGCGAAUAAAGAAGCCAUCCGCAAAGCGGAGGGCUUUCCUCUCCUGGCUCAGCUGCUGAAGACUUCUCAUGAAAACAUGCUAAUUCCAGUGGUGGGGACAUUGCAAGAGUGUGCAUCAGAGGAAAACUACCGGGCUGCAAUCAAAGCAGGAAGGAUCAUUGAAAGCCUUGUCAAGAACCUAAGUAGUCAGAACGAGCAGCUGCAGGAGCACUGCGCCAUGGCCAUUUACCAGUGUGCUGAAGAUGAGGAAACCCGAGACCUCGUUAGGCUGCAUGGAGGACUUAAACCCCUGGCCAGUCUACUCAGUAAGACUGACAAUAAAGAGCGGUUGGCCGCUGUCACAGGGGCAAUAUGGAAAUGUUCCAUCAGCAAAGAGAAUGUGACCAAGUUUCGGGAAUACAAAGCCAUUGAAACCUUGGUGGGACUUUUAACAGAUCAGCCUGAAGAGGUACUUGUGAAUGUGGUUGGGGCCUUGGGAGAAUGCUGCCAAGAACAUGAAAACCGAGUCAUUAUCCGGAAAUGUGGUGGCAUUCAACCACUUGUGAACCUCCUUGUUGGAAUAAACCAAGCCCUUCUUGUGAAUGUUACAAAAGCAGUUGGUGCUUGUGCGGUCGAACCUGAAAGUAUGAUGAUCAUUGAUCGCUUAGAUGGAGUUCGUUUGUUGUGGUCCUUGCUGAAAAAUCCUCACCCAGACGUGAAGGCCAGCGCAGCGUGGGCACUUUGUCCAUGCAUCGAAAAUGCCAAGGAUGCUGGGGAAAUGGUUCGUUCCUUUGUUGGUGGUUUGGAACUUAUCGUCAAUUUACUGAAAUCAGAUAACAAAGAAGUUUUGGCAAGUGUAUGUGCUGCCAUUACCAACAUAGCAAAAGAUCAAGAAAAUUUAGCUGUUAUUACAGAUCAUGGAGUUGUUCCUUUAUUGUCCAAGCUGGCAAAUACAAAUAACAAUAAACUGAGGCAUCAUCUAGCAGAAGCUAUUUCACGUUGCUGUAUGUGGGGCAGGAACAGAGUGGCCUUUGGUGAGCACAAAGCAGUGGCUCCAUUAGUGCGUUACCUGAAAUCAAAUGACACCAACGUGCAUCGGGCAACAGCUCAGGCCUUGUACCAACUCUCAGAAGAUGCUGAUAACUGCAUUACCAUGCAUGAGAAUGGUGCAGUAAAGCUUCUACUGGAUAUGGUUGGGUCCCCUGACCAGGAUCUCCAGGAAGCUGCAGCUGGUUGUAUAUCCAAUAUCCGCAGGCUGGCUCUUGCUACAGAGAAGGCAAGAUACACUUGAACUUUAAAUGGACAUUACAAGCUACAAAAUUCUACAUGGCACAGGACAUGUCACUCCCAUGACCAGGAAGCCUAAAUUGGGAAACAUUUAUUAGCGAAUCCUUUCAACCGUCUAAAUGAAAACACACAAAUUGAAAACACACAGGAUGUUUUUCAUCUGAAGAUUGCGUGGAGACUUUUGCUUCUAUUUAAUGUUUGAGGGAUAUGACAUGUAAUAAGAUGGAAAGCCAAUAAAUCUGUGAUAAGUUUCUGUGAAUUUGAGAAUAUACAUAUACAGUAUAUAUAUAUAGUGCAGUGAUGCUUUUGUAUUUGGGUGGUUUUAAUAAAGGAUACGGCCAUACCAAUG